UACGAGACGGAUGCUCGUCCGCCUCGUAGACUAUAUUCUACCUUGUCCCUUUACUUUCGGUUCCUUUCUAUCCCCUUUUUUUUAUUUUUUUUUCUCUUCUUUUCUCCUUUUCCUAUAUCUUCAUUUCCUUCUUUCAAAAGUAAAGGUUGCCGGUUCCGAUAAUUUACAACAAUUUUUGAAUAAUUAUCGACGGACUCCCCGGAAAUUCAAUAAGGACAGUUUAAGUGCUAGGUUGUUCCAUCAGUGGUUAAGUGUCUCGAAGAAUUUUAAAAUCAUAAAUUUAUCACAUCUGAAAAUUAAUUAUAGGACUGAAGAACUAAACCUGAUGGCGAAUUUAGUUUUUCAUCCAGUAAAUUAAACUCAGUGAAUUGAUAGUGUUUGGACGAUAUUUUAUUUUAGCCUUUGGAAUCGAAUCUCCUCGAAGGUCAGAAUUCGCAUUCCAAGGCUCGGUCAGUAUAAUAAAGAUUUUCAAAACAAACAGUGACCUUGGGAUUAAGGGAUUCAGUAUAUUGGACAUUCACAUCAAAACAAAACAAAUUUUGGAAUGUUUUCGAGUCAAGCUGCUAGUGGAUUUAAAUCAGUGCUUCCCUCUAUGAGGGUUCUCUAACAUCUCCGUUUGGAUUUUAUAAACUGAAAGUUGUCCUGAUUUCGAGUUUCUCGAAGCAUUGGACAGAUGUCAUUAUAUUUCAAGAGAGAAUGCAUGGCACUUGCCCCUAUCCGAGGACGGGGAUAUAGCAAGUCAAAGGAAUAGAAUAGAAUUCACUAACGUCGAGAAUACGGUCCCUGGUAUUGCGCAGAGUGAAAGAAAUGUUGAAGCUUAAAAACCAAUAUACAACGUUGAAACGUCCACUUUUUUACUGGCUGGUGGCGGUAUUUAACAGAGUUGAUGAAAAACGAAUUAAAGAACUCGGACCUGAUCGAGCCUGCGCUGAGUGGCUUUUGAGGAAUGGAGCCGCUGUUCAGUGGACGGGCGGUCGUGCUUACCUUAAAGACUACAAUGCUCUUCCGCAGGAGACGAAGGUCGUCAGGCCCUCUUAUAUUCAAGGAGUUGAUGGCACUAAUUCUGGGAUUAGUCACGAAGGCUUUCCACACUUCUCUGGAUGCAAAUAUGUGCUAGAGAUGAAACUCGUUAACUGCGUUUAUAUUGGAAAUAAUGCGCUGGAUUUAUUGUAUCUAUUGAAAGAUUCUCUGCAAUCUCUUGAGAUUUCUAACUGCGGAAAUGUGACGGACGCAGGACUUAAGCAUUUGAAGAUUUUACAGAAAUUGAAGAUGCUGAAACUUUCAAAUCUUCCAGCAGUUGAAAAUGGCGUAUUGGUGACAGAAGAAUUGAAGAAAUCUCUGCCAAAUUGUCAAAUAAAUUUUCAAUAAAGUUUGUGCUAUUUA
Molecule: messenger RNA, 1383 nt
Organism: Diachasma alloeum
Lineage: Eukaryota; Metazoa; Arthropoda; Insecta; Hymenoptera; Braconidae
Product: ATP synthase subunit s, mitochondrial
Exons: 5
Coding region: 808-1368 (186 amino acids)
Source: RefSeq, a predicted model, not a curated record